Messenger RNA from Thamnophis sirtalis, 2321 nucleotides. It is a transcript of the gene HSDL1, whose product is annotated as hydroxysteroid dehydrogenase like 1. NCBI's taxonomy places the organism in Eukaryota, Metazoa, Chordata, Lepidosauria, Squamata, Natricidae. Gene Ontology annotation, cellular component: mitochondrion. Gene Ontology annotation, molecular function: oxidoreductase activity. The record is from RefSeq and is a predicted model, not a curated record.
AUGACAAGAUUGGAUUAAGAAGGAAGUUACAGUCCUGCAGAUGUUAUAUUGUGAUGCAAAGGCCACCAGCAUCAGAGAACACCUGAUAAUUCGGUUGCAAUGGCUGCGGUGGACAGCUUCUCCCUCUUGAUGCGGGAGAUCGGACGGUCCUACCACUACUGCAUGGAGAUGCUGGCGGUUGUGGGAGCUUUCUAUGUGAGCAAGGUGUGCGUCACCGUUUUGAGUGACACCUACGUGCUGAUCAGGGUGCAUUUCGUUCCACGGAUCUUUGGCCGGCCUGACUUAAGCAAGCGGUAUGGAAAAUGGGCUGUGGUCACAGGAGGAACCUCGGGCAUCGGCCUUUCCUACGCUAAAGAGCUGGCCAGUUGUGGAAUUGACCUCAUCUUGAUUAGCCAGAACCAGGAAGAAUUAGAAGCUUCCGCUAAAGAGAUCAUGGAGACUUACAACAUCAGCACCAUGACUGUCGUGACGGAUUUUAAUAGGGGCCGCGAGGCCUAUCCGGUCAUUAAGAAGGUUCUGGAAGACAAAGAGAUUGGUGUCUUGGUCAACAAUGUCGGGGUCCUUAACCCUCUGCCCAAUUCCUUCACCAAUUUGACAGAGGCUCAGAUUUGGGAGUUCAUCAAUGUAAACAUUGGAGCCGCAAACAUGAUGGCAUACUUGGUGUUGCCGGGCAUGGUGCAGAGGAAGAAGGGGGCCAUCGUCAACAUUUCUUCUAUCAGCUGCUGCAAUCCCUGUCCCCGGUACACAGCAUAUUCGGCCUCCAAGACUUACCUGGAUCACUUCAGCAGAUCCCUUCACUAUGAAUAUGCCCCUCAGGGCAUUUUCAUCCAGAGCUUAAUUCCGUUCUUCGUUUGCCCCAACGUGACAAAGCUGAGUAGCACCCUCUCCAAAAUGAGCUUUUUCGUGCCUUCUCCGGAUGAGUAUGCUUGUCACGCCAUCACCACCCUCGGAGUCUCCCGAAGGACCACAGGAUAUUGGCCACAUACGCUCUUGAUGAUUUUUGCAAGGUUUGUCCCUGAAUGGUUCUGGGCUUGGAUGGUACCCAGAAUAAAUUAUUGCCAGAAGUCACUUUGAAAAAAAAUGCCUGCGAAGAUCUUGCCUUGAGCACCGAUAACAUCUGGACUGUAGCUACAACAGGAAUCCUUUCUUGCUUGCAUUUGUGAGGUUCCCAAAAGAUGCCCUAAUUAAUUUACGAGCCUCAAGACAAAGUUCAAAAGAAAUCCAGUCAUUUAUUAGGAGCAACAUUUUGGCUUUUCCUGCCACAGACAGAUCUGAUUUCCAUUUAAUGGUGGCUGAACUUUACCCCUGUGUCUCCCCUCCCCUCAGUCUGUGUCGUAAAUCACACCCACCAAUGAAGUGCUGCAGCAGGUUGUAAAAUUUCAUGCCUCACACACCUGCUGUAGAAAUCUGAGAUUCUGACCCUGGUCGAAGAUUUGCAUGGAAUUCUCCCCCCUCUUUCUUCCAAUGUCAACUUGAUAAUAGGCAUGGAAAUGCUUUACAAGUUGACAGCGUUAUUUGUUUGAAAUCAUGUACUUGAGAUUCGAAGGAAGUUUAGCUUAGACGUAGCUGAAAGAAAACCCUUGAAACAAACUUUUAGAGAGCCGGAAUAGUAUUCUCCACCCCGAGGCAUCAUUUAUGUAGAGUUCUUCGUGGCUCCUCCAUGAAAGUCCGAAGAAACCUGUAGGUGACGGAGAAAUUGAGUUGUUGAAGAACUUGGGUUCCAGAAGAGCAAAAAAGAAAGAAAUAGCUGCCAAUGGGGCGUCGCAGAUCAACUUUCUCCAACCUCGUGCGCUGGGCUACUACGCUCAUCAACCCACACUGAAUGAUAUCUGAUGGGAGUUUGAUGCAAUGUUACCCUCAAAGCUAUCUCAGGAUACAACUGUUCAACGGAGAUUUCCUUCUUCAAACCAGUGUGAUCUUGUGCUUUUAUCAGGAAAUCAUGUUGUUGUAUGUGUAUGGCGUCUACUUAGUGGCCAGUGUUGUAAUGGAUGUUAAGAUCUCGACUUGACAUGGCUGUCUCAGUGGGGGUGUUGGUGGCCCAGAGUCCUUGACUUUUCAGCCUCACUACAAGGCUAAGGGUUGCUAUACAGCAAGGGCGUCAAACUCGACUUCAUGGAGGGCCGCAUCAGGGUUCGGUUUGACCUUGCGGGGCCAGAGUGGGUAUGGCCAGCUCGACGUCACUUGUGUCAGGGGCGCAUAGAGUGGCCCGAGUGCUAUGCCAGCGAAAAAGGGCUCCUGAGCUUCGUUUCUGGCUGCAAUGGCCUCCUGCAGCCCUCUUCCAGCGGAAAUGGAGCUCCAGAGGGCCAUGUGAGGCCCUCCGG